GAGAGGAUGUCACUACUACCAAACAGACCCGAAUACUGUGUCAUCUUCUGCUGUUGGUGUGUUACCAUGACAAAUGCUUAUCGGAUCUCGAAGCAGUACAACACAUUGACACGUCCGAUUUCCAGUUUAGAUUACAAUGAGGUCUCCCCGUAUGAAGAUUACUUCGGAGCGCCACAAUGCCCACCCUUCUACCCUAAAAACGAUUAUUACUUCAGAGCCCCACAACGCCAACCGCUCUCCCCCAAAAACGACGAUUACUUCGGAGCCCCACAACGCCAACCGCUCUCCCCCAAAAACGACGAUUACUUCGGAGCACCACAACGCCAACCGCUCUCACCCAAAAACGAUUACUUCGGAGCACCACAACGUCAACCGCUCUUUCCCAAAAACGACGAUUACUUCGGAGCCCCACAAUGCCUACCGCAAUACCCAAAAAAUGACGAUUACUACGGAGCACCACAACGUCAACCGCUCUUCCCCAUAAACGACGGUUACUACGGAGCACCACAACGCCGACCGCCCAACCUUAGAAACGACGAUUACUUCGGAGCACCACAACGCCAACCACUCAACCCUAAAAACGACGAUUACUUCGGAGCACUCCAACGCCAACCACUCAACCCUAAAAACGACGGUUACUUCGGAGCACCACAACGCCAACCACUCAACCCUAAAAACGACGAUUACUUCGGAGCACUCCAACGCCAACCACUCAUCCCUAAAAACGACGAUUACUUCGGAGAACUCCAACGCCAACCACUCAACCCUAAAAACGACGGUUACUUCGGAGCACCACAACGCCAACCACUCUACGCCAAAAACGACGGUGAUUUUAGAGCCUUAUUGAAGUCCGCUUCUGCUGAGAGACUCAGAAAAGCCAAUCCCUUAGUGAAGCCCGCUUCUCCUGAAAGAGUCAGGAAACCCUAAGCCUUCGUACCCAAUUGAACAACUCGGGACACACAUCGCACCUACCUAUUUACUUUCCAAAGAAAAUUUAAGUUGAUGAUUUUAAAAAACUUAGUCAGUAAAUGAAGUGUAAUCCAUGCUGGAAUCAGAUACGACUUUUUAGGUGGAAGGAAAAAUAGCAGCUUUUUUGUUGCCUGGUGGAAUAAAAAAGUGGAAAAGAAAAUUGCAGUCCCUUAACGACUGCAAAACAAGACUAGUUUAUAACAAAUGUAUUUUUAAAAAAGAAGAAAAGAAAUUAAAACUGUAAAGAGACGACACGAUAGAGUUUGAA
Lymnaea stagnalis (great pond snail) is the source of this 1237-nucleotide messenger RNA. The record is from the annotation of a GenBank genome assembly. NCBI's taxonomy places the organism in Eukaryota, Metazoa, Mollusca, Gastropoda, Lymnaeidae.